AUGUCGCAACGCCGGGGCAUCGUCGACUCCAUUCAGGCAAAGGCCGGUGAGGUCGGGAAAGAGGACUUCGACAAGGCGAAGACUCUUGUGAAUGAUGCCGCACGAAGCGGCUCUUACAUUUAUCCCAUCAAGCCCUUCCUGAGCAAGCUUGGUCCUACCCUCACGCUCAGCGCCGGAGUCCUGGCAGGGAUGUUUGCCCUCACCUACCUGCCCCAGCUAGCGGUCUUGGUUUUUGUGGAAGGCCCGCUCGCAGUCUUCUCGACCGUCCUCCUUGUUCUCAACGAGAGCUCCACACUCGUGUCAACCAUCUCCAAGACCUGGGUUCUUCAGGAUGCUCUCCUCGACACAUUUGACGGAACGCUCGUGGCCAGGAACUCUACGAACCUAGUCAAAGGCGGCAGAGAGAUCAAGUCAGGCAGUGAUCCCAUUGCCAAGCUCGGCAAGAUCAUUAAGAGUCCUUUUGAGCGGUUUACCCCCAGCGCGUUGAUCAGAUACGUAAUGUAUCUGCCCCUGAACUUCAUCCCCGUGGUGGGAACUAUAAUCUUCAUCACCUUGCAAGGGCGGACGCGUGGAAAGUCUGUUCACGAUCGGUACUUCCAGCUAAAGGGAUGGAAUUCAAGGCAGAAGUCGGAUUGGCUCCAGGAGCAUGUCGGCCCCUACACUGCCUUCGGUACCGUUGCUACCCUUCUCGAGAUGGUCCCCUUCGUCGGCAUCUUCUUCUCAUUCACCAAUGCCGUCGGUGCCGCGCUAUGGGCUGCGGAUAUAGAAUCGAAGAGCACAUCCAUGACACGCACGACAGCUCCGGGCCUACGCGAGGCAGCUCGAGAAGCCGAGUGA
Molecule: messenger RNA, 837 nt
Organism: Diaporthe citri
Lineage: Eukaryota; Fungi; Ascomycota; Sordariomycetes; Diaporthales; Diaporthaceae
Exons: 5
Coding region: 1-837 (278 amino acids)
Cellular component (GO): ascospore wall; lipid droplet; prospore membrane
Source: RefSeq, a predicted model, not a curated record